Messenger RNA from Cyclopterus lumpus (lumpfish), 2151 nucleotides. Its product is annotated as fibulin-7. The record is from RefSeq and is a predicted model, not a curated record. NCBI's taxonomy places the organism in Eukaryota, Metazoa, Chordata, Actinopteri, Perciformes, Cyclopteridae. Gene Ontology annotation, molecular function: calcium ion binding. Bases 62 to 1393 code for a protein of 443 amino acids. The transcript is spliced from 8 exons.
UUGGGGAUUUUACCUCCAAAUCUUGGAGAACACCAACAGGAUCACUGUAUUAUUGCUGGAGAUGGCACUGUCCUUUCGACGCAGGUGUUUGCUGUUGCUGUGUUUGACAGCCAUCCAGAGUGGCAAUGCUGCCGUUCAGCCGUGCAUGGACAAGCACCAGGUGGUCGGGGUGCUUCGUCAAAUGGAGAAGUUUCUGAAAGGCCAGGAGAUGCGUUUUACGGAGGGCCUCAGGAUCAUGAAGUCAAAGCUGGCGACGCUCCAGAAUUCUGUCUCCAAGUUACCUCAAGCUGACCAGUCAGCUUCUCCCACCACCUGCCCCACGCUGGAAACCCCUGCUCACGGAACCAGGUUUGGCUCAAAGUAUUUUGUUGGACAUGAGGUCCAUUUCACUUGUUCCCAGGGCUUCCAUCUUGUCGGUUCUGCCACUCGCGUCUGCCGGGACAACGGCACCUGGACCGGCAUCGGUGCCAUCUGUAAAGAUAUAGCUGAGUGUGCAAGUAAUCCCUGCCAGAAUGGAGGUACCUGUGUGGAAGGUGUUAACCAGUACAAAUGCACCUGCCCCCAGAACUGGAGUGGCUCUCACUGUCAGCAUCAAACCCAGACAGCCCCACCUGAGUGGAGUGUUAUGAAUGAUCCAGCGUUCAGCCGGAGACCUCGCUGUGCCCAAGUGAACAGAGCCCAACACUGCAGCUGUGAUGCAGGCUUUCACAUGAGCGGCACCUCUGACAACAGUAUCUGUCAGGAUGUAAACGAGUGUGAAGUGUACCGGCUAGACAAAGGAGGGAAGCUUUGCAUCCACGAGUGUGUGAAUGUCCCGGGCUCGUACCACUGCUCUUGCCCCAGCGGCUACAAGUUGCUCCCAGACGGGCGGAACUGUGAGGAUGUGGACGAAUGUUUAAGCCAGCAGCACAACUGUAGCCGAGGGACAACUUGUAUCAACACGGGGGGAGGCUUUCAGUGUGUCAACCCAGAGUGUCCCCGUUCUCAUGGCAACAUCAGCUACGUCAAGACAUCUCCCUUUCAGUGUGAGAGAAACCCUUGCCCCAUGGACAGCAGAUCCUGCCACCUGGCUCCCAAGACCGUGUCCUUCCACUACCUGUCUCUGACCUCCAACCUGCAGACCCCUGCAACGCUUUUCCGCAUGGCAACCGCCGCCGCCCCAGGGCGCACCGGGCCAGACAGCCUGCGCUUUGGCAUCGUGGGCGGAAACUCCCGAGGCAUCUUUGUCAUGCAGCGUUCAGACCGGCAGACUGGGGAGCUGAUACUGGUCCAGCAGCUGCGCGGGCCGCAGGAGAUCAGCGUUGAUGUGGACAUGUCUGAGUACAGCGACCGCACCUUCCAGGCCAAGCAUGUGGCCCGGGUUAACGUUCUGGUUUCACCUUACAACUUCUGAGAACGCUUUGGCGAAGGAGAACCACUAGAGACAGACGGGGGAAGAGGAGCAAGGAAGAGUGUACUGGUACUGUUUCUUUUUCCCAUAUAAGAAAUGAAAUUGCCUGAGUAGCUGGUUCCAGGCCAGCAUUUGUUCAGUGGCCAAAUUACCAAAAGAGUGAGAGAGUGGCAAGACAAUAUUAUAAUAUAAGUUAUAUUAUGAAUAACAAUGUAUGGCAAAGCACAUCAUAGAUGCCUAUUAAAGUCAGUAUGAGCUUUGACUGAGUGUGUUUGAAUGCAUUGAAACUAGCUAAACAUGAGCAUCCAUGGGUUUGGAGGGAUGCAGAACAGGUUUUGUUGUUGCUUUAUGUUUCUAUUUUUGUUGUCCAUUAUAGAUCACAUCUGUAGCUCAGGGUCCGGCCCCGGGACUGAUGCACUGCCCUCGUCUUGUUGAUGAUGAAUCCCUAUAAGACAUUAGUGCUCCUGAGGCUCUAAUUUAUUGGAAAUAUUAUUGCUGGUUUUUACAUUGGAACAUACUGUACGCCACAUGUUUAUCUUUCAUCAUAUACUGUAUAUUGGGUUUUUCUUUUGUACUAGCUUGCCUUGUUUAAGCACCAUCCAUUAUACUAAAGGAGUUUUUUUUUUUUUUUUUAGAUGCAGUCGUGUACCUGAGCAUAUUUCCUCUAUUACUCAUAUUCUGUAUGUUACCCAGAAAUCAGGCUUGCAAAUGCACUACACAAUUUAUCUGGAAUUUUAAAUGUCUCUACAUAACUGAAAUAA